GAUAAUAUAUUCAAAAUGGCAGCCCCUAUGGAUCCUUAGUAAGCAUGGAUCGGCCAAAUAAGAGAGGGGAAAAAUAGACAUGGAAGGUGCUUCUGGUGAUAAUUUCCGACCAGAAUUCAAGCGUUACAAGAAAAAAUCUCCUCCUCCUUGUUUUAAGGAAGUACUUGACACAGACAGUGAUGGACAUGAGAAAAUGCUCUAUAGAUUCCAGAUUCCCCAAGAGGAUGACACCAAGCAGACAAGAUCAGAAGCAGCAAGCUUUGGCCUGAAAAAUCCCAGUGAAUGGCAGUGUUAUGGGACUCAUGAAUUCCCAGGAUUUCAAUUCAUCAGGAAUCCCUUCCUGCCAGGAGCUCAAAGAUACUGGGUGAAACGCUGCCUAGCUGACUACCCAUGUAAACCCAACGUUACCAACUUAGACACGCACCAUCACCCUGAUCAGCUUUGUAAUCCGUGGCAGACCAGGAGAAAGAAGGACAGUUCCCAAAGUCAGAAGACCAGAGACAAGACUGUCAUGGACCAGCUGCGAUGGGUGACCCUGGGCUACCACUAUGACUGGGACAACAAGGUCUACAACGAGGACCAGUACUCCCCGUUCCCAGAGGACCUGGGUCUUAUGACAGCCCUGAUUGCCGAGGUACUUGGCUACCCUCGAUUCCAGGCUCAGGCAGGCAUCGUGAAUUUUUACCACAUGGAUUCGACACUUGGAGGUCAUACCGAUCAUUCAGAAUUUGACCUCACUGCUCCGCUCAUUUCAUACAGCCUUGGACAGUCAGCUAUCUUCUUGGUGGGAGGCACUACCAAAGCUACCAAGCCAAUGGCUUUGCACUUAAGGAGUGGUGAUGUCAUUGUCCUGGGAGGUGCAUCAAGGCUUGCCUAUCAUGCUGUACCAAGGAUCAUGUAUGCCUAUAAGGAAGGUCAGCUUCCACGGUGCUUUGACCUAACUGAUGAUCUGCACCAACAAGAGAGUGAAGAAGAAGAAUAUGUCACUGGAAGCACUCUGAAUGUUGGAGAUCACACAGCACAGGAGAAUAUAGAGGAUCUGUGUGACGAGACAUGUAAAGCAGCAGUUGAUGCGGAUAUUAAAGAUAUUGGAAAGCUUUCAGAUUCUGUUGCAUCAAGUGCCACAGGGAAUCAAAGACCAAACAACAACCUUGCUCUGAGAGGUUCGCAACAUGGCAUGAAUGAUCAGUGUAACGAAACAUGCAAUGCAGCAAUUGAUGCCGAUUUUGAACAUAGACCAAAGAACGCCCUUGAACAUUGUCCGUACAAUUCUUCUCCAGAUGAGCCAUGUGAACGUCUAGGUAGCUGCAUCAAGAGAACAUCUGUCACAGAUACUGUCUCUGCAUCUAGGACUAACCCUUCAAACUCAGCAGACCCCUGCAUUACUGACAUUUCUGAGGUAUCCAAAAACAUACCAAGUGCAAUUAGAAGUCUAUCUAGAGAGGAUCUGUGGAAAGAAUUUGAGGAAUACCUGAAACAUGGCAGGAUAAAUAUCAGUGUGAGGCAAGUGACUGGGCCAGGUAAGGGAUUUCCUGAAAAGGAAAGGAGAGGAGAGAGUGAUGGAGAUUUGGUGCAUAGUAGUGAUGCAAAGAGGACUAAAGUAAACUCUAAAUAACUCAGAAUCUUUGUUUUAACUCUGUUUGAUGGAAUUAUAAUUCCUGGAAUUUCAUAAAUACUUGUUCUUUACCAUUAUUAUGUACAUGAUUUAAACACUUUGAUGGGGAAAUGACAAAAAAAAUCCUUUAAAAACUGAAAAGAACCUGUGAGGGCAUUAAAGGGAAAUUCAACAUGACCUAAAAUUAUUGCAAGAAUAGCAGAAUGAUUAAUGAAAAGUACUGGUAAAGGAUUGGGGAAAAUUGAUCACAGAUUAAAAAUGUAUUAGUUUUUUUGUGAAUUGUGACAUUAUUUGGGAGCAGCUUCCCCAUAUAAUGUGAAG
Lytechinus variegatus (green sea urchin) is the source of this 1936-nucleotide messenger RNA. RefSeq names its product nucleic acid dioxygenase ALKBH1-like. Gene Ontology annotation, biological process: oxidative RNA demethylation. Bases 80 to 1615 code for a protein of 511 amino acids. Gene Ontology annotation, cellular component: nucleus; cytoplasm. The record is from RefSeq and is a predicted model, not a curated record. The transcript is spliced from 5 exons. Lineage: Eukaryota; Metazoa; Echinodermata; Echinoidea; Temnopleuroida; Toxopneustidae. Gene Ontology annotation, molecular function: ferrous iron binding; oxidative RNA demethylase activity; broad specificity oxidative DNA demethylase activity.